AAUAUGUGAUGAGCUCACAGUGCUGAGUGCUCUGACUGAUCCUCUGUAACGGGCUCUUCACCAGUUUAUGACAGAAACAUCUCAUGGCUCGGCGGGCAGAACUUGGUGGAUAGCCAAAACCGCGCUGUUAUUCCUGAGCUUCAGUGGUUUUCCGCCGAGGGGACACGUUAAAUUGUGUACCGGUGCCUCAGCAAAUGUGGGCUACAGACUGGCUGCGUGUUCCUGUCUGUGGGCUUAGUCGCGUAGUGGUGUGUUAGCAGUUAGCUUCAGUUAUACACUUCCUGUAGCGCUUUCGGGCUGGGCCUGGAUACCGAGGAGGUGCCGCUGCUCUCCGAUUAAGAAAAAACAGCGCGUCUGCUCAUGUUAACGAGUGAAGAGUGAAGUGCUUCCUGGUGUAGGAUGCUUGUUGACUGCAGCUCGAACGCUGUCGCUUCUUUCUGCUUGGCUGCUGACAGUCUGCAGUAGCACAAUGAUUGACAUCUUUUUGCUGCCUGUCCUGAGGUGCCUCCCCAAGUCCUUCAAAUGAUAUGAUAGUAGCCACCUGGAUUGCAUUCUGUGCCAGCAGGAGCCUUGCGCGGGUUCUACGAUUGACCGUAGAACAGCUGCGAACUGUAGAGUUCUGGCCAAGCUUUGCAGGCAGUGGAGCCAUGGGGAACAGCUGUGUGUGCAGAGAAGACAGCGACGUGGAGGAGGGAGCAGCGCCUCGCAGGCAGCUGAGGCGAGUGGACAACUCGGCCGCUGAUCCCCCGGAGGCCAGGAGCAGCCGGCCCAGGGACCCCGUCCGACCACCCAGACGAGGCCGGGGGCCUCAUGAGCCACGACGGAAAAAGCAGAAUGUGGAUGGCCUGGUGCUGGAUACACUGGCUGUCAUCAGAACUCUUGUUGACAAUGACCAAGAGCCACCUUACUCUAUGAUAACGUUGCAUGAGAUGGCUGAAACCGAUGAUGGAUGGCUAGAAGUGGUGCAGUCUCUGAUCCGAGUGAUUCCUCUGGAUGACCCACUCGGUCCGGCUGUGAUCACCCUGCUGCUGGAUGAAUGCCCUCUGCCCACCAAAGAUGCUUUGCAAAAGUUGUCAGACAUGUUAAGUCUGAGUGGAGCCGUGGCUCGUCAGGACGCCCUUAUCCCCGCCAAGCACCGCAACACCACUGCAGUACUAGGCUGCCUUGCUGAGAAACUUGCUGGCCCAGCUAGCAUUGCACUCCUCAGCCCAGGAACCUUGGAGUAUUUACUGGAGAGCCUGAGUUCAGAGGCCCAUCCAACUGUAAUGCUCUUUGCCCUCAUUGCUCUGGAGAAGUUCUCCCAGACCAGUGAAAACAAGCUGACUGUGUCCGAGUCAUGUAUUAGCGAUCGACUUGCUGUCUUGGAGUCCUGGGCAGAUCACUCGGACUAUCUUAAACGCCAGGUUGGCUUCUGUGCACAGUGGAGUCUUGACAACCUCUUUCUAAAAGAUGGUCGCCAAUUCACUUACGAGAAGGUCAAUCUCAACAACAUCAAUGCCAUGUUAAACAGCAAUGAUGUCAGUGAAUAUCUCAAGAUAUCUCCAAGUGGAUUGGAGGCACGGUGUGAUGCUUCGUCGUUUGAGAGUGUCCGCUGUACGUUCUGUGUGGACUCAGGGGUUUGGUACUAUGAGGUCACAGUCAUCACCUCUGGGGUCAUGCAGAUUGGCUGGGCCACAAAGGACAGCAAGUUCCUCAACCAUGAGGGCUAUGGGAUUGGAGAUGAUGAGUACUCGUGUGCAUACGAUGGCUGCAGGCAGCUGAUUUGGUACAAUGCUCGCAGUAAACCUCACUCCCAUCCCUGUUGGAAAGAAGGUGAUGCCAUAGGAUUUUUGCUGGAUCUCAGCAAGAAACAGAUGGUUUUCUUCCUGAAUGGACACCAACUUCCUCCUGAGAAGCAGGUGUUCUCCUCUGCCACGUCUGGCUUCUUUGCAGCAGCCAGUUUUAUGUCCUACCAACAGUGUGAGUUUAACUUUGGGGCCAAGCCCUUCCGCCACCCCCCUUCCGUUAAGUUCAGCACCUUUAAUGAGUUUGCCUCACUCGCAUCCGAUGAGAAGAUCAUCCUUCCCAGACAUAGACGCCUAGCCCUUUUGAAGCAAGUUAGCAUCAGAGAUAACUGCUGCACCCUCUGCUGUGACAAGAUGGCAGACACAGAGCUGAGACCCUGUGCACACAGUGGGAUUUGUAUGGAGUGUGCCUUACAGCUGGAAACGUGCCCCUUAUGUCGACAGGACAUUCAAACACGGGUCAGACUCAUUUCCCAUGUGUCCUGACACUAGCCCAGAAAGCCAGGGCAUGGACACUCCCCCUAGCUUCCAUCCCAUCCAGUUCCCUCUGUCCAAGAGAUCAACCUGACCAGUAGAACCAUGAUGCUGUUUCCAGUCUGGAAGCUACAGCUCAGAAUGUUGUGAGGAAGGACAUGGAACCUUUCCUUCUUCUAAAGACAGAGAUUAGGUUUUUCGUCUUUUUAAGGAAGAAGCACAUCUUCAAGAUGGUCACACACCCCUAUCAGAAAGGAUGAGAGAGCUGAAGAAAUCUGAGGAAGAAAAAAGAUUUCUGAGAAGUUCUAAGCACCAUUUCCAGAAACCAUACAUGCCAUACAAAUGCAUUGCAUAUACAAUCUGCCUAGGACUCUCUCUCUACAGGCUCUGAUCAGCAGGGCCUGCAUAUCUCUGUGUUCAGAUGUGUUAAAUGUAUCUGUGACUCUUCUCAUGUUUUAGUCCAACUAAACCUUAAAGGCGCAACAAGAAAGACAGCAGUUCCCUAACCACUUUUAUUUCCACGAUGAAUCAUUCUCUCUCAUUCUCAUUCUCAUUCUCUCUCUCUCUCUCUUAUUCUCUCUCUCUCUCUCUCUCUCUAUAUCUCUCUUAUUCUCUCUCUCUCUCUUAUUCUCUCUCUCUCUCUCUCUUAUUCUGUCUCUCUCAUUUUCUCUCUCUCAUUUUCUCUCUCUCUCUCAUUUUCUCUCUCUCUCUCAUUUUCUCUCUCUCUCUCAUUCUCUCUCUCUCUCUCUCUCCCUCCCUCUCUCUCCCGUACUUGAAACAGUUGUGGAAUGAUUCCCUUGCAUCAGUAGGAUGGAGGUCUUGAGUUAAAAAGCUGUGAUUUCCAGUGGUAUUGUAUAGAUUUUCAUUGUACGCAAUGAAAAUCGCAUUAAGUAUCAGCAACUAAACUCCGUAAAGUUGCAGAGAAUAAAUUUUGUUCAGGUUUCAGUAGUGAUCAUGAAAUGGCCUGAACGAUUCAAACAUUUGUCUUGCUUACCCUGAUUAUGUAAGGAAGAUGCACAUA
Messenger RNA from Astyanax mexicanus (Mexican tetra), 3279 nucleotides. RefSeq names its product ring finger and SPRY domain containing 1 (gene rspry1). Gene Ontology annotation, cellular component: cytoplasm. Lineage: Eukaryota; Metazoa; Chordata; Actinopteri; Characiformes; Acestrorhamphidae. Bases 528 to 2270 code for a protein of 580 amino acids. Gene Ontology annotation, molecular function: protein binding; ubiquitin-protein transferase activity. The transcript is spliced from 15 exons. The record is from RefSeq and is a predicted model, not a curated record.